Molecule: messenger RNA, 1091 nt
Organism: Tinamus guttatus (white-throated tinamou)
Lineage: Eukaryota; Metazoa; Chordata; Aves; Tinamiformes; Tinamidae
Source: RefSeq, a predicted model, not a curated record
GCCUGAAGAAAAUAAAAAAGCAUGGAUGGUCAUAAGUACAGUUAUUCAAGGGAAUUUUAUGAUCAAUAUGCUCAAAGCCAAGAAAAAUCUGUGGUCAAUAAAAUGCAACAGAAAUAUUGGAAAACAAAACAAACGCUUAUAAAAGUCACAGGAAAAAAGGAAGAUGAACAUGUUGUGGCUUCAGAUGCAGACCUAGAUGCAAAACUUGAGCUGUUCCACUCAAUUCAGAGAACGUGUAUGGAGUUGCUGAAAGCAAUUGAACUCUAUCAAAAGAGGAUUUGUUUCCUGUCUCAGGAAGAAAAUGAAUUGGGAAAAUUUCUUCGAUCACAGGGUUCUCAGGAUAAAACAAGAGCAGGAAAAAUGAUGCAAGCCACUGGGAAGGCCCUCUGCUUUUCUUCUCAGCAAAGAUUAGCACUGCGUACUCCUUUGAGUAGAUUGUAUCAGGAAGUGGAGACUUUCAGAUAUAGGGCCAUCUCGGACACGUGGCUGACUGUAAACCGAAUGGAACAGUAUCGGACUGAGUACAGAGGAGCACUGCUUUGGAUGAAGGAUGUGUCUCAGGAGCUGGAUCCCGAUCUCUUUAAGCAGAUGGAAAAGUUCAGGAAGGUUCAAGCUCAAGUGCGACAUGCAAAACUCAACUUUGACAAGCUGAAGACCGAUGUCUGCCAAAAAGUGGAUCUUUUGGGAGCAAGCAGAUGCAACCUCCUUUCUCAUGUGUUAACAACAUAUCAGACAACACUUCUUCAUUUUUGGGAAAAAACCUCACACACCAUGGCAGCUAUCCACGAAAGUUUUAAAGGUUAUCAGCCAUAUGAAUUCACCAUGUUAAAGAGCUUACAAGAUCCUGUGAAUAAACUAACAGCAAGAGCGGAAAAGGAGGACCUGCAGAUUGCAAGCACUAAAUCAGUACAAGAUCAGCAGAGCCAGUUGAUUUCCUUAGAUGAGGAGAGCCAUGCCAAGGAGUCGAACUAUUCAGCUGAUGACAGCAAGGAUGUCUUAGCCACGUUGCAAGGACAUUUUAACCACAAGCAGAACUCAGGUGAAGAGACUUAAAGAAACUACCUUUAAAUGUGUACGUGCUGAUUAUCUAA